UUCAUUGUUUUGUAGUUUUUUUGCCGGCAUUCUUGUUCAUUAAUCAUAAUCAUUAAUUUAUUAGUUUAUUGUUCAUAUUUUGUAUUUUUUAUACCUACAACAUUGUAAACACAGCACAUGCACGUUCGUGCACAUUCCCCCAGAUUAAUUAUUUAUCUGUGAUUGUAAUUACUGUAGGAAUUGGGAAUGUUAAGGUGGAAAAGUGAAGAACAUUCAAAGCAGUUAAAAUAAUAAUUAUUGUUUAUAUUUUACACAAUACACAAUAUUAUGUAAAACGGAUCAUCAUCUUGGAUUUCAAAUAAACACUGUAUUGUACUGGGACCACUACCACAUGUUUUAUUACCAUUGAAUCAAUGUACUAAAUGAUUUUGUAAAUUUCCAAUAUAUUCAUUCAGUUUAUAUGUCAGCUAUGGAUUUUAAAGUUGAAAUUAAGGAUGAGCCUGUCGAAUAUAUCCAAAAGGAUACAGAGAGCCAGCUAUCCACAUCCAUAGAUCUGGAAAACUUCAAAAAUGAAAAAGAAGAUAAAUCAGAAAUGGGACUAAAAGCUGAAAUCAAGGAAGAGUUUUCAGACGGUUAUCAGAUAGAUGAUCAGCUAUUUACAUCCCCAGAUCUUAAAGACUUGGUUAAAGCCGAUGAAAAUAACUCAGGAUUUUCUCAGAACGGAAUGGAAAUCGUGAAAACUGAACUUACAUGCACUACAGAACAACAAAUAAGUGCAAACACUGAAGAAACAACAUCAAGAAAUUCUAUUUGUGAAUGUAAAAUUUGUUUUAAGCAAUUUAGUCAGGCAGGUUCUUUGAAACAACAUAUAAAAACGCACAAUGCAGAAAAGCGUUACAAGUGUGAAAUUUGUUUAAAGCAGUUUUCUCAAAAACAAAAUUUAAAGAUUCAUUUAAGAUUGCACACUGGGGAAACGCCCUAUAAGUGUGAAAUUUGUUUUAAACAAUUCACUCGAGCAGAUGUUUUGAAAAGUCAUUUGAGAGUGCACACUGGGGAAACGCCUUAUAAGUGCAAAAUUUGUUUGAAACAGUUUAGUGAAGCAGUUACUUUGAAACGGCACAUAAGAUUGCACACUGGAGAAAACCUUUAUAAGUGUGAAAUUUGUUUUAAGCAGUUUACUCAAACGAGUCAUUUGAACAGACAUAUACAAGUUCACACUGGAGAAAAGCCUCAUAAGUGUGAAAUUUGUUCUAAGCAGUUUUCUGAGAAACAUCUUUUAAAGGAUCAUUUAAGAUUGCACACUGAAGAAACACCUUAUAAGUGUGAAACUUGUUUUAAACAAUUUAGCGAUUCACGUACUUUGAAAUAUCAUUUGAGACGACACACUGGUGAAAAACCUUAUAAGUGUGAAAUUUGUUUUAAACAAUUUAUCAAAAAUGAACAUUUAAAAAUGCAUUUAAGAUUUCACACUGGAGAAAAGCCUUACAAGUGUGAAAUGUGUUUUAAACAAUUUAAACAAAGAAGUCAUUUGAAAAACCAUACGAAACUUCACACUGGAGUAGUGGAUACGCCUUAUAAGUGUGAAAUUUGUUUUAAGCAGUUUACUCAAUCAAAUAAUUUAAGCAGGCAUAUAAAAGUUCACACUGGAGAAAAGCCUUACAAGUGUGAAAUUUGUUUUAAGCGGGUUGUUACAAAAGGUCAAUUAAAAUGUCAUUUGAGAGUGCACACUGGAGAAAAACCUCACAAGUGUGAAAUUUGUUUUAAGCAGUUUAGUCAUGCACAUAGUUUGCAAGGUCAUUUGAGAGUGCAUACUGGAGAAAAACCUUAUAAGUGUGAAAUCUGUUUAAAACAGUUUACUCAGAAACAUCAUUUAAACGAUCAUUUACGAUUGCACACUGGAGAAACGCCUUAUAAGUGUGAAGUUUGCUUUAAACAGUACACUUGUAAAAAUUCUUUGAAUGUACAUACAAGAUUUCACACUAAAGAAAAGCCUUACAAGUGUGAAAUUUGUUGUAAGCAGUUUAAACAAGCACGUAGUUUAAAAGCACAUUUGAGAGUACACACUGGAGAAGAACUUCACAAGUGUGAAAUUUGUUUAAAGCAAUUUGUUGGAGCACACGAGUUGAAACGUCAUUUGAGAGUGCAUACUGGAGAAAAGCCUUAUAAGUGUGGAAUUUGUUUUAAACAGUUUAGUCAUGCACAUAAUUUGAAAAGUCAUUUGAGAGUGCACACUGGAGAAAAACUUUAGUGUGGAAUUUGUUUUAAACUGUUUAGUCAAGCAAGUAGUUUGAACAGACAUAAAAGUUAACACUGGAGACAAGCAGUGGCGGCCGGUGAGUUAGUGCCAUAGGACCAUGGCACGAGUACCUUAUUGAAGUUAUACUUCUUUAGGCGCGAUUGGGGGUGAAUGUAAAUGCAAAGAAUAUAAUGCUUCUAGAAGAAGCUUUUAUAUGAAACAGAUGGUCACGUUUAUAAGCAGGCUUGUUGACGAGGGAUGUUGCGGCCGCAGUGCGGCCGGUAAUGAAAUCGGUUAAGCUGUCGUAGUCGUUGUCAGGUCUAUGCACCUCCAUGGCAUCUACUCAGUUGGAACGCAAAAUCCUAUGCUAAAACGGUACUGUGCCGUACGUUUCUAUUCGUAUAUUCGUUGGUAAAUAUGCGAGAAUUGAUUAAAAUUGUUGGUGCCACGCGCAGAUACAUUACACGUUAGCUCCGAUUGGGUAUUCCAAUGACAUGUCAAAAAUUAUCCAAUAUGGCGGCUGCGGUUAAAGAAUGUGUUGUAAUUUUUAUUAUUAUGGUUAUAGUUGUUAAGUUAUGUUUUAAAAGUUGCGAGAACAGAGACAAAAGUGAGUUUAUAUUACUUAUUAA
Diabrotica virgifera virgifera (western corn rootworm) is the source of this 2805-nucleotide messenger RNA. RefSeq names its product zinc finger protein 664-like. The record is from RefSeq and is a predicted model, not a curated record. Gene Ontology annotation, biological process: central nervous system development; regulation of transcription by RNA polymerase II. The transcript is spliced from 4 exons. Gene Ontology annotation, cellular component: nucleus. Bases 401 to 2188 code for a protein of 595 amino acids. Gene Ontology annotation, molecular function: DNA-binding transcription factor activity, RNA polymerase II-specific; RNA polymerase II cis-regulatory region sequence-specific DNA binding. Lineage: Eukaryota; Metazoa; Arthropoda; Insecta; Coleoptera; Chrysomelidae.